CGCAUGUUGAUUUAAGAGCAUCACUCAGGUUGAUUCAGUCAGUAAAGGUCUCUCACUUUCACUCUUAAAACACGUCUUGUCAGUCCAGCAUGAUGGGGUCAAACACAGCAGUUUUGAUCUACUGGCUUCUGGGUUUUUGUGUUUUGGUGUUUGCUGAUGUUUGGAAGGUGCAAGUAGAGUCUGAAGUGAAGGCUUUGGUUCGAUCUUGUGUUGUGUUGCCGUGUUCAUUCAAAUACCCGGGAGCUGUACAGCCGUCUUCUCGUCAGAGUGGUAUUUGGCACAAUGAGAACGAUGGGAAAUACUUAAUCUAUCAUGAGGAUAAAAAAGAGAUUGCAGACAAUUUCAAAGAGCGCACAAAAUUGGUUGGUCGGCUGGGUGAUUUAAACUGCUCUUUGGAGAUCGAUGAUGUCAGAAACCACGAUAACGGCCCGUUUUGUUUUAGAGUUGAAUUGGACACAUCUGUUACAGACAAAUUUUCCUUUGUGAAAAACUGUGUAACACUUAAAAUGAUCGAGGAAGCCGCACCACCAGAGCUGCAUUCAGAGCAGUCUGUUCAGGAGGGUCAACCUGCGGUCUUCAAAUGCUCUGUUAGACACACCUGCACAUCCCAUCAGCCCUCUCUCACCUGGAGCCACCGUGGAUAUUAGAUGGUGACCUAUAAGGAUAUUGGUCAUGGGAACUGGGAAGUGGAGUCGAUUCUGAUCUUCACACCAACCGCUGCGGACGAUCACACCGAUAUUACAUGCACAGUCCAAUACCAUGGUCUGAGCAAGGGAUAUGAAGCUAGACGUCCCGUCUUUGUGAAAGAACAAGCAACUUUCAACCACAUCCUGAUUCCAUCCAUCUGUGCGCUUGGAGCUGCUCUUCUCGUUGGAGGAGUGUGUUUCUUCCUGGUCAAGAGAUACAAGGAGCGCAUUGAAGAUCUCCAGUCCAGAAAUGACAAUGGCAUGUUGAGUCGUCUAUCAAGAAUGUCUCGGAGAUUCCGUUCGGGUGGAAACGACAGCGGGUCAGAUGGAAGACAUCAGAGGAGGUCUAUUUGGGGUAGAUUUUCAAGGAGAGGCCAUGGGGAUCAAACUGACAGGAAUUUGGACAACAGGUCCAACAAAACAGGAAACAAACCUCGAAUGCCAUCACCAAAGAGUCAGCCCAAAUCCAUUUCUGGUUAUGAUUAUGACGAUGACUACACCAACACGGCAGAUCUCAACAUAUACGGAAAUGCUUGAUGAAAAUAUCACUUUGCAAACAUUGCAUGUGCUCCAUACUCUUUUGACCCUUUCAUCCAUGAAUUUAUGACAACCUCAUUCAAA
Messenger RNA from Triplophysa rosa, 1307 nucleotides. Its product is annotated as sialic acid-binding Ig-like lectin 14. The record is from RefSeq and is a predicted model, not a curated record. Lineage: Eukaryota; Metazoa; Chordata; Actinopteri; Cypriniformes; Nemacheilidae. The transcript is spliced from 13 exons.